Molecule: messenger RNA, 2323 nt
Organism: Gossypium raimondii (Peruvian cotton)
Lineage: Eukaryota; Viridiplantae; Streptophyta; Magnoliopsida; Malvales; Malvaceae
Product: B3 domain-containing protein Os03g0620400
Exons: 10
Coding region: 68-2233 (721 amino acids)
Molecular function (GO): DNA binding
Source: RefSeq, a predicted model, not a curated record
CUUUUCUUGAGCUGUUCACUAAAGAUUUCUUGCAAUUUCUUACAACCAGAAGGCCAAUAACGGUUCCAUGUUUGCAUCAAAAACACCCCAUUUCUUCAAGAUUAUUUUAGAGGCCACUAUUCGAGAUAAGAAGCUUGGGAUUCCUAGAAAGUUUGUGAGGAAGUAUGGAAAGGGGUUAUCAAGUUCAGUAUUAUUAACGGUUCCAAGUGGUGAUACAUGGCAUGCCCAGCUGACAAAAUCUGAUGGUGUUGUUUGGUUUCAAAAUGGAUGGCAAGCAUUUGCAGAAUAUUACUCUCUCCAGUAUGGGCAUUUCUUGGUUUUCAGAUAUGAAGGGAAUGGCAAGUUUCUGGUGCUCAUAUUUGAUAUGAGUGCAUCAGAGAUUGAAUAUCCAUGCAAGAGCCAUAUUGAAGAUCACAAUAGUGAUGAUCAAGUGUGUCUAAAACUUGUCAACAAAGAAGCUAAAGAUGAUACUUGUGAUGGAACCUUGUAUGAGACUCCUCCAUGCAAGGAGACUAGGAAGAAGAAGAAGAAGAAGAGAUCACGACCACCAUGUUCUAAACCUCGGAAGAAACUCAAAACCACUCAAAAAGACAAAAAUGAAAAAGAUUGGGAAGAUGAAUCAACUAGUGAAGAUGACAUGCAAACCAAGGUUCCUAGGGAUGAACACGCAUUUGGAGUCAUCGAAUAUGAUAAGGCUCUUCAAAGAGCCAGUUCCUUCAGAUCAGAGAAUCCAUUUUUUCUGGUUAUAAUGCAGCCUUCAUACAUUAACCCUGGUCGAAAAAUGUGCAUACCAAAGGAGUUCACUAUGAAGUUUCUAAAAGAAAAUCUUGGUGAUUUAACCCUUUGCACUUCGGAAGGGAAAACUUGGUCUACUCAGUACUGGCGCUAUAUAAGCAGAAACAAGUACACAAAAGCAAUCAUCCAUAUUGGUUGGAGGCAAUUCAUGCUGGACAACAAUCUGGAAGCUGGUGAUGUUUGUGUCUUUGAGCUGAUUUCGCAAACUGAAAGCAUGCUGAAAGUAAUUAUUUACCGUGUUCGUCAAGAUACAAGCUGUAGUUCUCCAUUGGGUGGAAUAAACUCUUCGGAAAAUGGUGGUAACGUAAACUCAUCAACACUGGGAAGCACAGAGUCUAAUCAUGAUUGCUUGAUGCGACCAAUGACGCCUGUUGAGAAAGCAAGAGCUAUUCUGAAAGCAAGUAAUUUCAAAUCUAAAAACCCUUUUUUCAAGGUUGUAAUGCAACCCAGAUACUUGAUCUUAAGAUGUAGCCUGGGUAUACCAUACAAAUUUGUUAACAGACAUCUUGAUGAAGAGAAGGAGGAAGCCAUCCUUCGAGUUUCGGAUGGGCGAACUUGGGUUGUCAAGUUUACUGUUAAAGUAUUCACUGGUGGACAACAUAAAGCUGAAUUCUCAACCUGGAGGGCUUUUGCACGGGACAAUAACUUGGAAGUUGGUGAUGUAUGCGUCUUUGAGCUGAUUAACCGCCAUGAAAAUUCAUUCAAGGUCUCCAUUUUUUCAGCAGCACCAGGAGCUAAUUCUUCUCUGUCACCACAAGCUGAUGAUGCUGAAGCCAGUCAAGUUGCAUCCAAGAAUUGCUUGGUACCUAGAAUUGAAGCUGAUGAUGAUUUUGGCAAUUGUUAUGCUGGAAAUUCUACUGAUGAUGCUAUAGCCAGUCAAGUUGCAUCUAAAGAUUGGCUGGUACCAAAAAUUGAAGCUGAUGAUGAUUUUGGCAAAUGUCAUGUUGGAAAUUCUAGCUCUGCUGCCCAAUUCCCUGCCAUAGGAUAUCAAGAAACUGAAGAGGAAGUCCAGCCUACUAUAUCUACAAGGCCAAGAGGCCCACAACGGCUGCAAGCUGGCGAAAAAGCUAAAGCUCUUCAACGAGCCAGUGGUUUCAAGUCUCAGAAUCCAUUUUUCACUGUUGCUAUGCAGCCAUCUUAUGUUAGUAAUGGGUAUAGACUGGCUAUACCAUUGGACUUUUCCAGGAAAUACUUGAGGAAUGGGAGUGGUAAUGCAAUCCUGUCCAUGGUGGGAGAUGGGAAGACAUGGUUGACCAAGUAUCAUCGCGAAGCAAAGGGAACAAACCCCAGAGCAAAGUUGAUUGAUGGGUGGAAGACUUUUGCAAAAGAUAAUAACUUGGAAAUUGGUGAUGUUUGCGUCUUUGAGAUGAUCAAUUCAGAGGGCUAUCAAUUGUCUUUGAAUGUAGCUAUUUACAAACCUCAAGAGGAUCAAACAUAGCUCUCCUAUAAAAUCUUUGUUUAUCUCUAUUGUAACCUAAUUACCUCGCCAUUAGUAAAAGGGUCUGCUGUUGGAAUUUCCUUUUUUUCA